UAUACAGGCUCUCACUAGAACAAUAAGAAGUGGGUAUAAUUAACUAGUCCUGACCUAGGCUCAUGCCUCUUGGGAGCUCGCGCCCUUUUUUUGCAUCUCCAUCAGCGCCAUGUCCAAACUUGUCCUCUGUCCCAGUGUGCGACGGGAAUGAUCUCCCGGCGAAUUUCUGACGAACCAGCCUCAAUGUGCUAAUGCCUGAGCUGCUAACAAAACCCAGGCGCUCUGACCCGCGGCUCAGAGAGAAGCAGUGAGGAAGAGUGAGCCGCAUCAGUCUGAGCGCGCGCUCUUCCACAGGAGCACUCAACAUUUCAGCACUUAAAUGUCAGGUAAACCAUACGACACCAAGUCAGCACGAGAGACUGUGUGGAUAUGAGCGCUGUUUUAUUAGACUUAUAGAUUCACAUCAUUAUCAGUGGGGUCGGGAGUCGUGCAGAGUGUUUGCGCGCGCACUCAGGCGUCCUCUCCUCCUCGGCGCGCGCAAAGAUGCGCUCCUGUUCCGAAUCAUCAGAGCUUAUUCUCCAGAGGUAGAUUCAACAUUUCUCAUAGUUCUCUUUCUGUCUAGAGUAUUUGAGCAGGCUGUCAAAGUUGAGUAAUAUGCCUUUGGAAUAGCUUAGAUCUGGGACGUUCACGCGCUCGACGUGUUAAUCAAUAGUAUUCCUCGAAGCUCUUGCGUGAAACUCGUGCGUGAACACAGCAGCGCUUCACACAGGAGUGAGGAGAGAGGAGUGAGGAGAGAGGAGUGAAGAGUGAGGAGAGAGGAGUGAGGAGAGAGGAGAGAGGGACUUGUUGUUGACCGAGUGGCGGAAUCGCGGUUCAGCACCGUGGACAGCUCCACGCGCACAUUUCCAUACCCAUCCUUCCCACCGGAACCAGCUCCAUGCGCGAGCCUGAAGCUGAGCAUCACUGAGGAGCAGCAGGACACACACACACACUCACACACACACACACACAGAGCCCAUCGCCCUGAAAACAACCUCUUCGAGAUCUCCCCAUGUGACACACGCAUCAGACUCAGACAGCCACACAUUCAAUGAGCUGAGUUUGGCAUUGAUGCUGGAGCUCACCUGUGCCUGAUCACAAAGAUAGCAUCUUCCAGCACUGCUCUACUUGCUGGACAGAGAGAUUAAACACAGAAAAAAGCAGAGAAUCCUGGUCUGAAUUUGUCCACAAUGGCUGGGAGGUUCCUUUGCCUCCGAGUUCAAGGACAUUCCUGGCCACUCCAUUUCCUCCUCCUGCUGCUGCUUGUGGCUAGGAGGCCGCAGGCGCUCGAAGUAUCUGGCUACAGCACUGACACCACCAAGAAGGAAAUCAUCAUAGAGGGAGAUCUGGUGAUCGGAGGACUCUUUCCAGUACAUCAGAAGGGUGAAGGAGCAGAGGACUGUGGUCGCAUCAAUGCCCAAAGAGGGAUACAGAGACUGGAGGCCAUGUUGCUCGCACUAGAUGAGAUCAAUAGAGAUAAUCGGAUCUUGCCCGGUGUCACACUGGGUGCUCACAUUCUGGACACAUGUUCAAAGGACACCUAUGCAUUGGAGCAGUCGCUGGAAUUUGUGCGGGCUGUUCUGACCAAGGUGGAUGACAGUGAAUACACAUGCCCAGAUGGAUCCUAUGCCAUUCAUGACGAUGUUCCCCUUGCCAUCUCUGGAGUCAUUGGUGGGUCCUACAGCGAUGUGUCCAUACAGGUGGCCAACCUUUUGCGACUUUUCCAGAUCCCCCAGAUUAGCUAUGCCUCAACAAGUGCUAAGCUCAGUGAUAAGUCCCGCUAUGACUACUUUGCCCGUACGGUUCCCCCAGACUUCUAUCAAGCCAAGGCCAUGGCUGAAAUCCUGCGCUACUUCAACUGGACUUAUGUCUCCACUGUAGCCUCAGAGGGUGACUAUGGAGAAACUGGCAUUGAUGCUUUUCAACAGGAGGCCAGAGCCUUGCAAAUCUGCAUUGCUACAUCUGCAAAGGUUAGCCGCUCAAUGGACCGCUACAGUUACGAAGGAGUGAUCAGGUCUCUGUUACAGAAGUCCAAUGCUAAGGUUGUGAUCCUCUUUACUCGAAGUGAAGAUGCCAGGGAGCUUUUGGUUGCAGCAAACCGCAUGAAUGUGUCCUUUAUCUGGGUGGCCAGUGAUGGCUGGGGGGCACAGGAGAGUGUGGUGAAAGGAAGUGAGUCAGUGGCAGAAGGAGCUUUCACCAUUGAACUUGCUUCAUAUCCAAUCCACAAAUUUGCUGAGUACUUCACAAAUCUAAAUCCUUACAACAACACUCGCAAUCCCUGGUUUCGAGAGUUCUGGGAGCACCAGUUCCAAUGUAGCCUGCACGAAAUUAACUGUGGGAAGCAUUCGCUCCGAGAUGGCAAGUUUGAGCAAGAAUCCAAGAUCAUGUUUGUAGUGAAUGCUGUGUUUGCAAUGGCCCAUGCACUGCACAACAUGAGACAAGCACUAUGUCUAAACAACACUAAAAUCUGCAGUGCCAUGAAACCAGUAAAUGGAAAGAAGUUGUAUAAAGAUUAUAUCUUGAAGACAAAGUUUGAUGCUCCAUUCCGUCCAGCUGACACAGAGAACAUUGUUCGCUUUGAUGCUUAUGGAGACAGUCUGGGUCGGUACAACAUCUUCCACUACCACAUAGAGAAUGGCACAUAUGUUUACCGUAAAGUUGGCUUUUGGGCCCAGAGUUUGAACCUAGAUACAAAUCUGAUCCCUUGGGAUAACCAAGUAAUACCUACCUCGCAGUGUAGUGAUCCCUGCAGGAUGAAUGAGAUUAAGAGCAUGCAGCCUGGUGAUGUCUGCUGUUGGAUCUGCAUCCCCUGCCAGCCCUACCAGUAUCUCAUGGAUGAAUUCACUUGUGCAGAAUGCAGCUUUGGCCAAUGGCCAAUGGCCAACCUGACUGGCUGUUAUGACUUGCCUGAGGAGUACAUCCACUGGGAGGAUGCCUGGGCCAUUGGACCAGUCACCAUUGCCUGUUUGGGGAUACUGUGCACACUCUUUGUGAUUGGUCUCUUCUUAAAGAACAAUGAGACACCUGUAGUUAAAGCUAGUGGACGAGAACUUUCCUAUAUUUUACUCCUGGGUGUGCUCCUCUGUUACUGCAUAACUUUUAUCUACAUUGCCAAACCUUCAGUAGUAGUGUGUACAUUACGUCGUCUUGGGCUCGGUACCUCCUUUGCAGUUUGCUACUCAGCACUUCUGACUAAGACCAACCGCAUUGCCCGUAUCUUCAAUGGUGUCAAAGAUGGUGCACAAAGGCCAAGGUUUAUUAGUCCAGCUUCACAGGUAGCUAUUUGUGCUGCCCUCAUUUCCUGUCAGCUGUUAGUGGUGAUGGUCUGGCUCUUGGUAGAGACACCAGGUGUAAGGAAAGAGGUCAGUCCUGAGAGAAGAGACAUAGUCAGGUUGAAAUGCAACAGCAAGGACUCCAGCAUGCUAAUUUCACUGACCUAUAACUGUGUCCUCAUUAUCCUCUGCACCUUCUACGCCUUCAAGACCAGAAAGUGCCCAGAGAACUUCAAUGAGGCAAAGUUUAUUGGUUUCACUAUGUAUACCACCUGCAUCAUCUGGCUGGCUUUCCAGCCCAUCUUCUAUGUCACAGCCAGUGACUAUAGGGUUCAGACCACCACAAUGUGCAUCUCAGUGAGUCUGAGUGGCUCAGUGGUGCUGGGUUGCCUUUUUGCUCCUAAGAUCCACAUAAUCCUGUUCCAGCCACAGAAGAAUGUCACCACCAGUCUCAGGGUGGCCACCACUCGCUUCAGCGUGACCACGGGCCCCGGCUCCAGCUUCUCUCAAGCAUCCAACAUUGUGCCAACAGUGUGUAAUGGAAGAGAAGUAGUGGACUCAACAACAUCAUCUCUCUAAAAGAUGAGCUCUAUCCAUCUGCCAAAUGUGGUAUACAGAUUAAUUUUAUCACUAGUCAGUAAAACGUGUUUGCUGAUAUUAAGGAGGCCCCUCACAGUAAGGAGUGGCACUUAUUUCAUUUUCAACGUGCUGUGAAAAAAAUCCCCUCCCCUUGCUCACUUUCUCUUGUUCUUUCUUGCUCAUAUUCACUCUCUCUUGCUUCUUCUUCUUCUUCUUCUUCUUCUUCUUCUCUCUCUCUCUCUCUCUCUCUCCUCUCUUUCUCUUUGAAACUAGUUAGAAAAUAAUAAUGGGAUGCCAGCGGAAGCUCUGUAUACCACUACUUUUUAUAGAAAAUAUAAUAAAGUAUUAUUUAAGACAUGGAGUAAAAUGAUAGUGAAUCUGUUCAAUGUAUCAUAUACAGGAUGUUUUUAAUUGUAGAUUUUUGGUGAUUCAGGUUUGUUGUUCCUUGUAAUUAAUGUAAAUAAAACGUGUUUUUAUGAAUAUUGGAAAUCCAGGUUGAUUUUCUUUGUACAUAAAUUAAAGUUGAGGUUGAUGAUUUUUGUCUUUUUUUUAUUAAUUGCUUAAGCUGUCACAUUUCAUCAGCUGGUCUCUCUGGUCUCUGUGGUAUUCCAGGCAGUAUAAAUGGGAGGGGAAAAAAGCAAGCUAUGUG
This is a messenger RNA of Pangasianodon hypophthalmus (striped catfish), 4479 nucleotides long. It is a transcript of the gene grm2a, whose product is annotated as glutamate receptor, metabotropic 2a. Gene Ontology annotation, molecular function: group II metabotropic glutamate receptor activity. Bases 1170 to 3830 code for a protein of 886 amino acids. Gene Ontology annotation, biological process: G protein-coupled glutamate receptor signaling pathway; regulation of synaptic transmission, glutamatergic. Gene Ontology annotation, cellular component: membrane. The transcript has 6 exons. The record is from RefSeq and is a predicted model, not a curated record. Lineage: Eukaryota; Metazoa; Chordata; Actinopteri; Siluriformes; Pangasiidae.